AUGGAGAGACCUUAUUUCUUUGCGGGUACAAUUUUUAGUGCAUCAAGCAUAAAAGUGGAAGCCAAUCCUUGCACGGUAAUUUAUUGUUCCACUCGUUACAAAUAGUAAACGAAAACACAAUGCAAAAACUAUUUCUCUUUUCUUAGGGUUCCGUCAAUGCAAAAACAGGAUAUGCACCAAAAUACAACAAACCCAAAACUGAAAAACACUACGUACCUGAGAAAACAGAAACAUAAAUCCCAAAACAGAAAUAAACACCCCAAAGCGGAAAUACAUACAAAACCAAAAUACAAAAUUGAACCACAAAACUGAAAGAGAAUUUAAAAAUACAAACCUGAUGAUCAAAAACCCCAAAACAGAAACAAUAGUUUCUCAUGAUUCAUCGUUUUUUUAAUUAUCUUAACCCGAGAUCAGGCGUUUUUUUUUUUUGUUUUUGUUUUUUUUUAAGGGAGGGCAUGAUCACAGGCUAUAAUAGAUCAUUCCGAGUUCCAAAAACCCUCACUUUAAAAAUGAGGCUGAAAGUAAGGUAAAACGGGCAACAAAUUACUGCAGAAGUGCAAAAUGAUGUUGCGCGUGUUAUUAUCCACAAAUCAAACCUGUCUUGUAGCAAAUAAGAUUCAGUGUUGCAAGUUGCGAGAAUACUGACUCCUGAUUGGAUAAAAUUACCCGGGAGUCACGCCAUACACAGGAGUUACGUCACUUGCUUCAAAACAAGUUUGCCUUGGGCCGGUAAGUAAAACGCGCAACAUUGACAGAUUUUGAUGCAAAAAGUAGAACUUCUCUCUUGCUUUUUUGCAUUAGUGGGUAGUAAAAUGCGCAACAUCACUUUUCAACUAGUUUUCCAGCAAUUUUGUAAAACAGGUUUCACGAUUUUGUUGUCCGUUUUACCAUAGUUUUAGAGUGAUUUUCGUAUGACCAUGAAAAGAAAACGCGCGAACAAAAAAGAAACAUCAAACGAACGGAAAUAGAGCGAUUUGACUGGUUUAUCGAACGGAUACAAACGUGCGUGGCUUUUGGAUGGUUAAGAGAACGCGCGAGAACUUUCUAGAAAUCAAACGAUACUUCGCUUUGAAGUCAUAUAACAACACGAUUGGCCAAUCGAACAAUGUUUUCUCCAUAUUAGGGUUUUCUUUGGCGGGAAAGCGAAGAGGCCAUGUCUUGAUCUUUUCCUCCAUUGGCUGAUAAAACAAAUAACGAACACUUACCGAAACCAUUUUUCAACGUCAUAAGAAAAUCUAAUGCAGAGUGAGAUAAAACAGAUUUUAAAUGUGAAAUAUUUGCAGGGGCAGCAAUUUUUUAUAUUCUGUUGCGUCUCAAUUCACAUGUUAUUUAAACAUAAAUAGCUGAUUAAUCACGAGUAGAAACGAACUUUUUACAAAGUCUUAGUGGCGGAAGGAAGGGAAUAUGAUGAUUAUUUUAAUAGGAGAUUAUUUUAUCACUAGUCAAGUUUUUAACCUUGUCUUCUAGGGGGAGGUGCGAAAUUAAUUUAUAAAAUAACUAAGAUAGUACGCGCGCUCUGAUUGGCCGAGAGGAGUGUUUGCAUGAGAGUAUGUAAACAUGGUUGUGGCGUCAAGUUGUUUGGCUUUUCGCGCGCUAAUCACGCAAGCACGAAUUUGAAAAAGUUUUCGAGUUCAAAACUCGACAAGUUUACUUUAUUUACUCAUUCCUUCGUCAGCUGAAACAUGGAAAAUCGUUACAAAGAAGGUGAGUCAAUUUUUCUUCCCUUAAGCUGACAUUUUAAGCGAGAAAAAUCCGUAUUUUGCAAAGCAUCUUUUUGCAAAACAAGAACUGAUUACGCGUGCAAGACUUCGUGGACAAGAUUUUGCGACUGGUAAGAAUUUUUCUUUUAAUCAGUGCCAUACAAAGAGUUUUGCGUUUUUUUUAUAGGGAAAGUUAUUUUAUAAAAGCAAUAGAAAACGUUUUCCGUGUUUGCAUAGCCUGAUAUAAACACGAGAGGGGUUGGGAGAAUUCGAGACAGUUAAGCAAACCCGAGACGAAGUCAAGUUUUUAACCUUGUCUUCUAGGGGGAGGUGCGAAAUUAAACAGUAGUGAUUGUUCCAUAUAUAAAAACGCACCAAAAAAACAAGACGAACUUGGCCAAUAUUCAGCUAUCUGGACCUCACGCUUGGUUAAAAGAGACCUUUAGAUUCGAGGACGAGAACUACUAGGAGUACGACUUUCGCUUUUCUCAAAAACAAAUAUAGACACCCGGAAAGCUCCAUUGUACUUUUGAUUCACCAGAAAAGUUAGCACUGUUACUUAUUGAAGGAGUUUAAUUCCUCUCCCAAAAUAAAAAAAAAUAAUAAAACUUAGCUUCUAACAUUUGAUAACUUGUUUUCGUCACAACGACAUUCUCGGCAAAACUCGUAGUAGAAUGAUGACGGCUAUCACGUUUUCCCGCCAAAAUGACGCUGGCUCAUGCGCGCGCACGGCUUAGCAUUAAGAAAAUCUCGUACUCUUAGUCGUCCUCGUCUUAAAAACUAAAGGUCUCAAAUAACGUAUAUAAUGCAUGUAUUUUACAGGCUUGUGUAGGAGGAAUAGUAUCAUGGAUAAUGCCCUCGUGUCAGAUCAGGCCACCGAUUGAUCCAUCAGUCUUAAGCCAGGAUCCUACACAGGUUAUACAUCUCAUCACUUUAGAAACGAGUCAGAAACUGGGUCGAGUAAACUUUCGCAAAGAUUUCUGGGAUUGCUGUUAAAAACAGCAGAGGAAAGAUUGGCCAAUAGCUUUCGCAAAGACUUCCGGGAUUGUUACUAGGGACAGAGAAGAAGAUUGGCCAAUAGCUGACCGGCGCGACCCCAGUAACAAUCCAAGAAACAAUCGCGGGUCAAAUUUGUUCUCCAAUAAAAUUCCCUUCUCGUUUCUAAAAAGGCGAAUAACACAACUGAAGACUGCUCUCUUUUCCUGAGUCAAAGGAGAGAGACUUUCGUGUGCAUUUUAUCCGCGUUUCCGAAGAAAAAUUUCCACGACUUUCGAACAAUGCCGAACAUAUUCCGGUCAUUUCUGGAGGUUGCUGAAUGAGGCUGUGUCCAGUCCCUCAAACCGUUCGCGAAACUCGACAUUUCGUACUGGAACAUUAUGGGUGGAGACUGAAUAAAAGUUUCUCAGUUUAAUGGUUAAUGACAGGUCAUUCGGAAUUGUGAGACAGGAAUUGUUUUUUUUCCAUCCUUCAUGACUGUGCAAUGAACUAGUGAUAUUGGUGGCCGGCGGGUUUGUCGAGGGUUAUUCUGUCCUGUUGAAUUAAUCAGCCCUAAAAUUAUACCCCCGGUGGAGGAGAGCGGGGGAGCUACUCAACAACGUUUUAUAUGGUAAGGCACCACCCCAUGACCUAACUCCUCACACAUUUAUCGUUAAAGGGGCUCGUCGUAUUUGUUUGGGGUUGGAGCCUCCCCAUAAAAAUUUCAAUGUCACUCAAUUCUUUGCACAAUCCAUUUAGUAACCAAAAGCCUUACAGCAAGUCGAAUUUCCUUGAGUACCAGGCGUCCCUCGCGCCUUCUACUCUCUCGCGCUUGACUUGUGGCAAGUCUAGGACUUCAAUAACACAAUGCACCUUGUUUAUUACUAUUGUUUUAGGUUGAAAAGUAUGCCAAUAAUAGCCUAAACUGGCAUGAGGGAAUGAAAGUGAGAUGGGUGGGAGCUAUAUUAGACGCAAUGAAUGAAAUCCAGGGGAACUUGUCAAGGCUUACAACACCUUAUCUACUUGUCCAUGGUGAUGGAGAUCAAUUACUGAAGAUUGACGGUUCACAUUACUUACAUGAGAAUUCUCCCAGUAACGACAAGACAUUUAAGGUACACGAAUGAGCUGCUUUGCUGACAGCACUGAGCGAACUAAUAGCCUCUCUGUUGGUACUUUUGACGAGUAGUUAGGGCGCGUGACGGUUUAUCAUGAGGGCAGAAAGAGGCGGUCUUAAAACGACGUUUGUUCAUGUGGCGAUAUUGCCCUGCCCGGGGUGAACGUAUCCCAACAACACUCGUGAUUUGUCUUAUUACCCUUUUAGCCCCAGGAGUGACAAAUAUAAAUUUUCUCCAAUCAAUAUCAACACAUUUUCAAAAGGAAAAGGUUAUGAGAAUUUAUAAAAUAAUCACCAAAGAGGAAGUGCUUUCAUCUUUCAAUUCUCGUUUCCAAAACGUGAGUCUAAAGAAUAUGUUGUUUUCCCUCUUCGGCCAAUUUUCCUUCCAGUUGUCAUUUUUAAAUCUACCUAUUAUUUCAUUAUUAACUCAACUGCUUGUAAAACUUGCCUUGUAGGUGGACAAAAAUGGACGCCAUGAACUUUUGAAUGAGGUGGAAGAAACUGCGAGCGUGGUUUACAAGGACAUUCUAGACUGGAUCCAGCAAAAGCUACCUUGA
Messenger RNA from Porites evermanni, 4346 nucleotides. Lineage: Eukaryota; Metazoa; Cnidaria; Anthozoa; Scleractinia; Poritidae. The record is from the annotation of a GenBank genome assembly.